Lemur catta (Ring-tailed lemur) is the source of this 6516-nucleotide messenger RNA. It is a transcript of the gene ADCY5, whose product is annotated as adenylate cyclase 5. The record is from RefSeq and is a predicted model, not a curated record. The coding region runs from base 526 to 4311 and encodes 1261 amino acids. Gene Ontology annotation, molecular function: adenylate cyclase activity. Gene Ontology annotation, biological process: intracellular signal transduction; adenylate cyclase-inhibiting G protein-coupled receptor signaling pathway; cAMP biosynthetic process. Gene Ontology annotation, cellular component: plasma membrane. The transcript is spliced from 21 exons. NCBI's taxonomy places the organism in Eukaryota, Metazoa, Chordata, Mammalia, Primates, Lemuridae.
UGGCGCCCGCACCUCCCAGUCGCUCCCAGUCCGCCGCGAGGAAAGGGCACCCGCUGUGUGUCCACACCCGUACCCCCACCUCGUCGCCCUCCCCGCCGCCUCGCCCCGAGAGCAGCUGGGCUCCUCUUAGGAUCUUCGAGCGCCGCGCCCGGGUAUUGCCAGCCCCGGGGAGGCGCCGCCCGCAAGGACACCUCUCCGUCCCGCCUCGUCCGCAACUCCGGUCCUCGUCGAGCUCGACGCGAGCCAGGAGUCCGGACAGUCCCCGCUGCCCCAGCUCGGAGGCAACUCCACCUCGGACCUGGGAUUCCGGACGCGGAUUCUCAGCUACUUCUCACCUCGGGGCUGUGCCCUCUUCCUCCGCUCAGGACGGGGGUGCCAAGAUGCCCCGCUGCUGCGCAGGGCCCUGGGCCGCCCCCGACGUGUGACCCCAGCCUGGUCCCCCUACUCGGCCGUCCGCCCUCCCCUUGGAGACCCCCGGCCCGGCCCCCGGGGGAGGAGGAAGAAGACGACCAGGCCGAGAGGGGGAUGUCCGGCUCCAAAAGCGUGAGCCCCCCGGGCUACGCGGCGCAGACAGCUGCGGCGCCCGCGUCCCGGGGAGGCCCCGAACACCGCUCCGCGUGGGGGGAGGCCGACUCCCGCGCCAAUGGCUACCCCCACGCCCCCGGGGGUUCUGCCCGCGGCUCCACCAAGAAACCCGGGGGGCCGGUGACUCCGCAGCAGCAGCAGCGCCUGGCCAGCCGCUGGCGCGGCGGCGACGACGACGAUCCUCCGCUGAGCGGCGACGACCCCCUGGCCGGGGGCUUCGGGUUUAGCUUCCGCUCCAAGUCCGCCUGGCAGGAGCGCGGCGGCGACGACUGCGGUCGCGGCAGCCGCCGACAGCGGCGGGGCGCGGCCGGCGGGGGCAGCACCGGGGCGCCCCCUGCGGGCGGCGGCGGCGGCGGCGGCUCGGCGACCGCGGCGGCGGCGGCCGGCGGGACGGAGGUGCGCCCCCGCUCGGUGGAGGUGGGCCUGGAGGAGCGGCGGGGCAAGGGCCGCGCGGCCGACGAGCUGGAGGCCGGCGCCGUCGAGGGCAGCGAGGGGUCCGGCGAUGGCGGCAGCUCGGCGGGCUCAGGCGCGGGGCCUGGAACGGUGCUGUCUCUCGGCGCCUGCUGCCUGGCGUUGCUGCAGAUAUUCCGCUCCAAGAAGUUCCCGUCGGACAAACUGGAGCGGCUAUACCAGCGCUACUUCUUCCGCCUGAACCAGAGCAGCCUGACCAUGCUCAUGGCCGUGCUGGUGCUCGUGUGCCUCGUCAUGUUGGCCUUCCACGCGGCGCGGCCCCCGCUUCAGCCACCAUACCUGGCUGUGCUGGCGGCCGCCGUGGGCGUGAUCCUCAUCAUGGUUGUGCUCUGCAACCGCGCAGCCUUCCACCAGGACCACAUGGGCCUGGCCUGCUAUGCGCUCAUCGCCGUGGUGCUGGCCGUCCAGGUGGUGGGCCUGCUGCUGCCCCAGCCACGCAGCGCCUCCGAGGGCAUCUGGUGGACCGUGUUCUUCAUCUACACCAUCUACACGCUGUUGCCCGUGCGCAUGCGGGCCGCGGUGCUCAGCGGGGUGCUCCUGUCUGCCCUCCACAUGGCGAUCGCCCUCCGCACCAACGCCCAGGACCAGUUCCUGCUCAAGCAGCUUGUCUCCAAUGUCCUCAUCUUCUCCUGCACCAACAUCGUGGGCGUCUGCACCCACUACCCGGCCGAGGUCUCCCAGAGACAGGCCUUCCAGGAGACCCGGGAGUGCAUCCAAGCUCGGCUCCACUCGCAGCGGGAGAACCAGCAGCAGGAGCGGCUCCUGCUGUCUGUCCUUCCCCGUCAUGUUGCCAUGGAGAUGAAAGCAGACAUCAACGCCAAGCAGGAGGAUAUGAUGUUCCAUAAGAUUUAUAUCCAGAAACAUGACAACGUGAGCAUCCUGUUCGCUGACAUCGAGGGCUUCACCAGCCUGGCGUCCCAGUGCACUGCCCAGGAACUGGUCAUGACCCUCAACGAGCUCUUCGCCCGCUUCGACAAGCUGGCCGCGGAGAAUCACUGUUUACGUAUUAAGAUCCUGGGGGAUUGCUAUUACUGCGUCUCGGGGCUGCCUGAAGCGAGGGCCGACCAUGCCCACUGCUGCGUGGAGAUGGGCAUGGACAUGAUCGAGGCCAUCUCGUUGGUCCGGGAGGUGACAGGGGUGAACGUGAACAUGCGCGUGGGAAUUCACAGCGGGCGAGUACACUGCGGUGUCCUUGGUCUCAGGAAGUGGCAGUUCGACGUCUGGUCUAACGACGUCACGCUGGCCAACCACAUGGAGGCUGGCGGCAAGGCAGGACGCAUCCACAUCACCAAGGCCACACUCAACUACCUGAACGGUGACUAUGAGGUAGAGCCGGGCUGCGGGGGCGAGCGCAACGCCUACCUCAAGGAGCACAGCAUCGAGACCUUCCUCAUCCUGAGCUGCACCCAGAAGCGGAAAGAAGAGAAGGCCAUGAUCGCCAAGAUGAACCGCCAGAGAACCAACUCCAUCGGGCACAACCCGCCGCACUGGGGGGCCGAGCGCCCCUUCUACAACCACCUGGGCGGCAACCAGGUGUCCAAGGAGAUGAAGCGGAUGGGCUUCGAAGACCCCAAGGACAAGAAUGCCCAGGAAAGUGCCAACCCUGAGGAUGAAGUGGACGAGUUUCUGGGCCGCGCCAUUGACGCCAGGAGCAUUGACCGGCUGCGAUCUGAGCAUGUCCGCAAGUUCCUCCUGACCUUCAGGGAGCCCGACCUAGAGAAGAAGUACUCCAAGCAGGUGGAUGACCGAUUUGGUGCCUACGUGGCCUGUGCCUCGCUCGUCUUCCUCUUCAUCUGCUUUGUCCAGAUCACCAUCGUGCCCCACUCCAUGUUCAUGCUGAGCUUCUACUUGACCUGUUUCCUGCUGCUGACCUUGGUGGUGUUUGUGUCUGUGAUCUACUCCUGCGUGAAGCUCUUCCCCUCCCCGCUGCAGACCCUCUCCAGGAAGAUCGUGAGGUCCAAGAUGAACAGCACUCUGGUUGGGGUGUUCACCAUCAUCCUGGUGUUCCUGUCGGCUUUUGUCAACAUGUUCAUGUGCAACUCCAAGGACCUGCUGGGCUGCCUGGCGGAGGAGCACAACAUCAGCGCGAGCCAGGUCAACGCGUGCCACGUGGUGGAGUCAGCCGUCAACUAUAGCCUGGGUGACGAGCAGGGCUUCUGUGGCAGCACCUGGCCCAACUGCAACUUCCCCGAGUACUUCACCUACAGCGUGCUGCUCAGCCUGCUGGCCUGCUCCGUGUUCCUGCAGAUCAGCUGCAUCGGGAAGCUGGUGCUCAUGCUGGCCAUCGAGCUCAUCUACGUGCUCGUCGUUGAGGUGCCCGGUGUCACACUGUUCGACAACGCUGACCUGCUGGUCACCGCCAACUCCAUAGACUUCAACAACAACGGGACCUCCCAGUGCCCUGAGCACGCGACCAAGGUGGCGCUGAAGGUGGUGACGCCCAUCAUCAUCUCCGUCUUUGUGCUGGCCCUGUACCUGCACGCCCAGCAGGUGGAGUCCACUGCCCGCCUCGACUUCCUCUGGAAACUGCAGGCCACAGAGGAGAAGGAGGAGAUGGAGGAGCUGCAGGCCUACAACCGGCGGCUGCUGCACAACAUCCUGCCCAAGGAUGUGGCCGCCCAUUUCCUGGCCCGGGAGCGGCGCAAUGACGAGCUGUACUAUCAGUCCUGCGAGUGCGUGGCCGUCAUGUUCGCCUCCAUCGCCAACUUCUCCGAGUUCUACGUGGAGCUGGAGGCCAACAACGAGGGUGUUGAGUGUCUGCGGCUGCUGAACGAGAUCAUCGCCGACUUUGAUGAGAUUAUCAGCGAAGAUCGGUUCCGGCAACUGGAAAAGAUCAAGACCAUCGGCAGCACAUACAUGGCGGCCUCCGGCCUCAACGACUCCACCUAUGACAAGGUGGGCAAGACCCACAUCAAAGCCCUGGCUGACUUCGCCAUGCGGCUGAUGGACCAGAUGAAAUACAUCAACGAGCACUCCUUCAACAACUUCCAGAUGAAGAUCGGGCUCAACAUCGGCCCCGUGGUGGCUGGGGUGAUCGGGGCGCGCAAGCCUCAGUACGACAUCUGGGGCAAUACGGUGAACGUGGCCAGCCGCAUGGACAGCACCGGUGUGCCCGACCGCAUCCAGGUCACCACGGACAUGUACCAGGUGCUGGCCGCCAACACAUACCAGCUGGAGUGCCGGGGCGUGGUCAAGGUGAAGGGCAAAGGGGAGAUGAUGACCUACUUCCUCAACUCGGGGCCCCCGCUCAGUUAGCAGCCGCCGACCGUGCCAGGCGGCCUGGCCUGCGGAGGAAUGGAGACGGCCUCCCUGUGUGCGGGGCAGUGGGAGCCGCGCUGCCGCCCCCCUGGCCACGCCGGUGGGAUUCUCCGCUUUGACUUCAGAAGCGGCUUCUGCCUCUGCGGGUGGGCAGCGGCCUCCGUCCCAGGCCCCGGGGUGCCAGCGUCCUGCGAGCACCAAGCUGACCAAAGAUGUUUCCCUCUGCGGAAGACGCCGCUAGACUCAGUCUGAAGCUCGAGGUUUCUCACAGGUGCUGCCGCACGGGUGGAAAGGGGCCGCCGGGGUCUGCGGGCGUGCGCGGCGGACGGAGAGGCCUCAGCCUCCCGUGGGGGCAGGUGGGCGCGAGUCUGGCCUGGGGGAGCCCGGGGGCGCCAGGGGGUGGCUCUUCUACGUGAGCCUUUACCGUGGAGACGGGCGCAGCGCUGGCUCUGGAGGGACCGUGGCCCUCCUCGCGUCCUGUGCCCACACCCCACGCCCAUAGACGGCGCCCGCGAGGGAAAGGGAACUGAUGAUGAGGGGGAGGCAAGAGGAUGCCAGGCAAGGAGGGGUGGUUCUGAGGAAAAUAUUUAUUAAAUAAAACAAAACAAGUUCUCUGUGCCCUUCUUUAGACUAUGCUAGUUGUAUGCCGCACGUGUAAGAGACACACAAGCAAACAAGAUGUCACAGGCAAGGCUGGGUGGGAGCCCAACUUGUCUCUUUUGUAUUUUUUAUUUUGUAUUAUUGAAAACCUUGGAGAUCUAACAGAUAUGCCAAAUUCUAUAUUUUGUAAAUUCUCUAUAUUAGAAAACAGCUGUGCACAGCGGGGUGUUUGUGCUCAUCCGUACUGUACGUUUGUUGCUGCGUGUCCCGGUGUCUGUGUGCGUGUGCUCAUGCCGUGGAACUGGUCUCAUGCAGGAUGCGUUUCCCUCACCUCAGAUUUGGCAGUUUUUGGUUUUCCCAGGCACAACCAGAGCUGUGUGUGUGUUCCUUUGGGGUACCUUAUGCCCAGAUUGGGUAUGAAGACGCAUGGAUGCAUUACCCCAUGUCUUUCUAACACAUGCUCACACACAACACUCCCCCUAAGUAAAGUGGAAGUAGAAUGAUAAGGAGAAAACAAAAAGCUGCUUUCCCAUUUCAGGCUGAGCUGGCACCAAGGGCAGCAGCCCGGCCCCGAGGCAGGCAGUGUGUGUCGGUCACCCUGCGCACCCUUCCACUCCCUCAGAUUUCUGCUGCCUGCAUGGAGCGGCUCCUGCGGACUCCCAAGAGCUCAGGGAUGGCCGGGUUCUCUGCUGGGCUAAGGGCGUGAGGAAGCCUGGCCCGCCUGGCCUUGGCCCUCUCAGUUGGCCGAAGUGCCGGUGGCUCUCCUGGAGAUGUGCCGCCUUCAGACUGGGGGAGGUGGGGGUGGCCCUUGCCCUCUACCUGCAAAGUGGAGGAACGGGGAGAGCCCGGCUUCGGAGUCCAUGGGGGAAAGCCAGCAGAAAUUUUGUUUUGUUGGGAGAAGGCAGUUAAAAUAUAUUUUUUUAAUAAACUAUGAGGGAGGCAUUUGGAAAAUGAUACACUAUCACAGAAUUCAAACCGAAUCCUUAGGGCCUAUGCCCAGAUCUUUUCAUUGCUUCUCAGGGCAGAAUUAUUCUCACCUCCAAGAGGAGCUGGAAGGGGCGAGGCGGCAGCCCUGUGCCAGCUGCUGACACGUUACUUUGCUGUCCUCCUGCACCUCCUGCCCUCCCCCCACACCAGCUCCCACCCCUUUGAACACAGCUCUGAGAAGUGACAUGUAUGGACCUAAAACUGCCAAGCCUGAGUCUGUCCCGUGCUUUUGCGGCUCCAUCCUUUGAGUUCUGCAUCGCCCCUCUUGCCACCCUGCAGGAGGCUGGCUUUCUCCCGCGGUGGUGUUCCCACGUCCCCUGCCCCUCCAUAUCGCCCGCCCGCGGUGUUGGGUUUUCGUUCUGCUUCCGACCUGAGUAAAGUGUGUGUGCUGAGCUCAUCCCGAGUUCCCCCGUGGUCACGGCCUCCCUGGCCUUGGGGGGCCCUUCCCAUCCCAGCAGUGACUGGUGACAGCGUGCAGUGCUAGCUCUUCGUUCCCUCUAAGGAGUGUGCACUCUUUUUAUUCCUGCUCUUGCAAAAAUGGAUACGAUUAUGAUUUCCCAUGGAAAUUGAAAAGUCUAUUUAAAUAAUUUAACUAUUAAACACUUUCACUGGUAA